Molecule: messenger RNA, 891 nt
Organism: Durusdinium trenchii
Lineage: Eukaryota; Dinophyceae; Suessiales; Symbiodiniaceae
Source: the annotation of a GenBank genome assembly
AUGACGGGCAAGGUCCCGCCACCGCCUAGCGUUCCAGAGGACUGGCUUCCGAAGAAACUUCGCAGUCGAGGCCGCUUAUUGGACUCCACCGAUGUGCCAACGCGGCAGAAGGUGCCCUUCAUCUUGUGGGGUUAUCGGCCUCCACCGGCAGGCACAUGCGAGCUGCUCAAGAGCAUCUUUGGCAUCCAUAACGAGACAGGGAACAUGUGGUCCCACCUCCUGGGCAUCGUCUACUGCGCUUAUGUGGGAGCUACUGCCGUUUGCCAGCAGCAGGCGUGCAGUUGGCUUUUGCUCUUGGUGGCGGCCAGCAGUUAUUGCUUCUCGUGCUCCUUCUGCUUCCACCUCUGCUCCUGCACUGGGGCCACGGUCAGGAGCUGCACGUAUCGGAUGGAUUUGACGGGUAUCGUGGUCUUGAUCGCUGCCUCGUACUUCGCUGGUAUAGCCUUGGGUUUUCGAUGCUAUCCAGCGCUGCGGAGUUUCUACUUGGUGUAUGCUGCGCUGGUCUCCUUAGCCCUGGCUGUGCCCUUGCUGAAGCCGGAGAUCGUCAAGGACCUCACCCGGCACAUGAUUUUAUGCGUGGCGGCUGGAGUGGUGCCAGCGGUGCACUUUCUGUCGGCGGCCACCACCAAGGAGAUUUCGUGCGUCCUACCCUACAUUCUCCAGAUGUUCGGCUUCUAUGGCCUGGGGGCGUGCUUCUACGUGAGCCGAUGGCCCGAAUGCCGUUGGCCGGGGUACUUUGAUCUCAUUGGGCAUAGCCACCAGUUCUGGCAUCUCUUCGUGCUGCUCGCAGCAGCCAGCUGGCUCCGUGGCUGCGCAGCCAUGAUCACAGAGAUCUCGAGCUGCGAGCUACAGGCACGGGCUCCAGAGCGCGUUGAGAUCCUGGUGACCUGA